AUGGGGGUGUCCCGCGAGAUUUCGGAGGCCCUUGCCGGCCGCCCCAAUGUUCGUGGCCUUGGCCUUGGCUCGGCCUUCCUCGAUGCCAGUGGCCAGCCGCUGAAGGAGGGCCUCCACUGGGGCCUGCAGAAGGACAUCUGCCAGAAAUAUCACGUCACCAAUGGGCUGCACGAUCUGGCCUUCGGCAUUCCGGAGUGGCGGCAUUACAAGUCCGAGUGGCUGGCGGGACGGCGCUCCGCACCGUUGGAGCACUUGCCCGCCCAAGACUACAAGGUCCUUUUGCAGGCCCGCAAGCACUUCCUGAAGGCGCGCGAGCAGCUGCUGAUGCACGGCUACCGCCCUCCAGCCGACGGGCGGAAAAAGCUGUCGAAGGAUGCCGCGCGCUUCCUGAGCACCGUGCCCACGCCACCCGCCAAAGAGAUCGAUGCGGGGCUGGGCCUUGUCGACCGCGUGGUCGAGCAGCAGAAGAGUGCAGAAUUUGAAGACUGGGCAAAGGACGUGGACUACCCCAGUCGCCGGCGCCAGAUGUUGACGCUCCAAGAGAUCCAAAACCUCGCCCGCAACCUGGCCGACAUGUCCAGGACAUGCGGCGAAAAGGCGGAGAGACAAGGGCUGACAGACCUUCGAGCGCGAUCAUGA
Messenger RNA from Symbiodinium sp. CCMP2592, 639 nucleotides. The record is from the annotation of a GenBank genome assembly. Lineage: Eukaryota; Dinophyceae; Suessiales; Symbiodiniaceae.